AUGCAUAGCCUUUCCUUGAUCGGGGCUCUGGCCUUGUCUGUUUGUGUCUUUGCCGAUCCUACUGAACCCGCUUUAUCUCCUCGUCGCGCUGGUGUUGACCUGGAAAAGUUUCGAUUGACUCCCAAUGCAGAAUACGUCGAUUCCAAUCAGCAGAUCCCUAUUUCUACUACGAAUGUCGGCUUCAUUGAGCAAGGCUAUGUCGAGACGGCCAUGCAGCUGGUCAAGGAAACAUUCCCUAACGCGUCCUUCCGCCUCCGAGAGGAUCACUAUGUUGGGGACAACGGUGUGGCGCACGUUCACUUUUGCCAGACAAUCCACGACCUAAAUGUCGAUAACGCGGAUUUUAAUGUCAACGUUGGUAAAGACGGCACAGUCUUCUCCUAUGGAAACUCCUUCUACACCGGGCCAGUUCCCAGCAUCACCCAGUUGACAAAACGUGAUUUUACUGAUCCCGUGGCGGCGUUGAAAUUUGCCUUGUCACAUCUUCAACUUCCCAUCAAUGCGGUUGGCGUCUCAGCGGAAUCCACGAAGCAUCCUCAUAAAUACAUCUUCCGAGGCACGUCCGGGGCGGUCUCGGACCCGAAGGCACUUCUUGUUUAUCUCGUGAAGCCUGACGGGACUCUGUGCCUGGCGUGGAGGAUAGAGACCGACGUUGAUGAGAACUGGCUCUUGACUUAUGUGGAUGCGAAAACCGCCGAGGAUAUUCAUGGUGUCGUCGACUAUGUUUCUGAGGCCAUCUUUCAAGUCUAUGGCUGGGGAAUCAAUGAUCCCGCUGAGACAGAUAGCCGUGUUAUUGUUACUGACCCGUGGGAUUUGAAGGUAUCCCCCUGGACCUGGUUCGGCGAUGGACAGAAAAACUGGACUUCAACACGAGGGAAUAACGGCAUUGCCCAGGAGAAUUUCAAGAAUCUACCGACAUACAUUAAUAAUUUCCGACCUGAUAGUUCUACUCUAAAUUUUACUUAUGAGUACCCGGCUGAUGGAUCUCCUCAGGACUACAUUAAUGCUUCCAUUACUCAACUUUUCUACACAGCUAACACAUACCAUGAUCUCCUGUACACACUGGGCUUUACUGAAAAAGCAGGCAAUUUUCAAUGGAACAACAACGGCUUGGGAGGCAGGGAGAAGGACUAUGUGAUCCUGAAUGCGCAGGAUGGAGCGGGGACGAACAACGCCGAUUUCGCUACUCCACCAGACGGAUACCCAGCCCGCAUGCGCAUGUAUAUCUUCACGCGCACCAAGCCCCCUCGGGAUGCAGUGUUUGAGUCUGGCGUUGCCAUUCAUGAAUAUACCCAUGGGUUGUCUAUGCGACUUACCGGUGGCCCUGGCAACUCUCGAUGCUUAAGUGCUUUCGAGUCGGCUAGCAUGGGGGAAGGUUGGGGUGACUUCAUGGCGACUGCGAUCCGCCUCAAGCCCAAUAACACGCGUGCAACAGAUUAUGGAAUGGGGGCUUGGGUUUAUAAUAGUCCAAAGGGAAUUCGACAGUAUCUGUAUUCGACUUCGAUGGAAACUAACCCACUGAACUAUACGUCCUUGAAUAGAAUGUACUUGGUCCAUGCAGGUGGAACCGUCUGGGCUUCGAUGCUGUACGAAGUGCUAUGGAACUUGAUUGAUAAGCAUGGGAAGGACGACGGCCCGCGGCCAACUUUUGACGAAAGAGGGGUGCCCAAGGACGGUAAAUACCUGGCAAUGAAGAUAGUAAUCGAUGCCAUGGCGUUACAACCCUGCAAUCCCGACUUUGUUCAGGCCCGCAAUGCCAUCCUGGACGCGGAUCAGGCUCUGACGGGAGGCCAAAAUAAAUGUGAAAUCUGGACCGGAUUUGCCAAGCGUGGUCUGGGACAAGGAGCCGUAUAUGGAAGUGGUAGGCGCGUGGCCAGCUAUGAGAUCCCCAAUGAUGUGUGCCAGAAGAAGAUUUAA
This is a messenger RNA of Aspergillus caelatus, 1917 nucleotides long. RefSeq names its product extracellular metalloproteinase. NCBI's taxonomy places the organism in Eukaryota, Fungi, Ascomycota, Eurotiomycetes, Eurotiales, Aspergillaceae. The transcript is spliced from 5 exons. The coding region runs from base 1 to 1917 and encodes 638 amino acids. The record is from RefSeq and is a predicted model, not a curated record. Gene Ontology annotation, molecular function: zinc ion binding; metalloendopeptidase activity.